This is a messenger RNA of Botrytis fragariae, 1683 nucleotides long. RefSeq names its product putative ochratoxin a non-ribosomal peptide synthetase protein. Lineage: Eukaryota; Fungi; Ascomycota; Leotiomycetes; Helotiales; Sclerotiniaceae. Gene Ontology annotation, molecular function: phosphopantetheine binding. The record is from RefSeq and is a predicted model, not a curated record. The transcript has 4 exons. The coding region runs from base 1 to 1683 and encodes 560 amino acids.
AUGGAACAGAAUAUCAUGGCUAUCAACCCUGAAUUAAGCGGCGCACUUGUCAUCGGAGCCCAAAAGCUCCAGGCUGCUCUCCUGAUUGAGCCAGUUUUGGAUUUACCUCUUACAACAGCAGAACAGGCUGCUCUUAUAGAGCGAAUAUGGUCGGGUGUUGAAGAAAGUAACCGUACUGCUCCGUCUCAUGCACGUGUUGAGAAAUCUUUCGUUCUCGUCAUCCCCAUGGACCGCCGCCUAAUUCGUGCCCCCAAGGGAAGUUUUAUGCAUGUUUUGUCGAUUAACAACGAUGAUUUGACUAGCGAUACAAGGCAACAUGUCGCUCCAGCAGGCCUUGGUGGAACUACGCGUCUUGUCCGGCAACAAAUCCUUGCUGUAACAGGUUGGCCAAGUCUCGACAAUGAUGACAAUCUCUUCGAUCGUGGUAUGGAUUCACUCCAAGGUCUCCAGCUUACGCGUACUUUACGACGUAUCUUUUACCAUCCUGAUUCUGCCCUUUCGACUGUAUAUCAAAAUCCCACCGUAUCCCAACUGGUAGCCGCCAUUCUUACACCUAACGAAACUGUUCAAAGUGAACGGGGGUCUAUAGAAGGUUUACUUGCUAUAUACCGCAAACUCAUACAUCAAAUACCAGUAUCUAAAGAGACAGCUGAGCAUCCCAAGCAGGCAUUAAUUUCACGCAUAUUUUGCUUGAAUCGUGGGAAAGAUGGCGGGAGAGACACACAAUACAACAAUUUUGUUGCAGCUGGAAUCCCUACAAGCCAACUUGACAAACGUAUUACUUUUAUCAAAGCCAAUGUCGAGUCACUAUUCCUAGGUCUAGAUAGUACUUUAUACGACUCGCUCCGUUCGGAGGUCAAUCUCAUUUUCCAUGCAGCAUGGCCUGUCAAUUUUAACCUAGUACUAUCUGCGUUCCGUCCACAGCUUGCCGCUACGGUUCAUUUUCAUAUCAUCAAUAGCCGCUGUGGAGGGCAUAGACACGGUCCAGCUCCCGAGAAAAUCCUCGAAAGCCUCGAUACACCUGCACCUUUUGGCUACGACCGCGCCAAAUUCCUUGCAGAGCUGCUUGUCGACGCUGGUGGUCGGUAUCUUGGAAACAAAGUACCUACGACUGUUAUUCGCGUGGGUCAGGUCGCCGGUCCUAUGCACAGCCCUGGUAUAUGGAAUCCACGGGAGUGGCUACAAAGUGUAGUGCUCAGUUCCCUACACUUGGGACAGAUCUCCAAUAGCCUUGGUCCAGGAUUUGACAAUGUCGAUUUUGUGCCUGUAGACUUGUUGAGCGAUACACUAGUCGACCUAGCUACGGCUGCAACGACACGAACAGCCGAUAACGCUGCGACAGUUUUCAAUCUGUGGAGUCCGCAGCUGGUAUCUUGGGCCACGUUGUUGUCUGCUAUUGUGGCAAUUCAGCCGCUUCAAAUAGUGUCGCCUGCGACAUGGCUGGCUAGUUUGCGAGCGAGCAGCGAGGUAGAUUAUGAGGAUGUGGCGGCGAACCCGGCUGUUGAAUUACUUGAUUUCUUUGAGGGCUUGUGGGUGAUACACGCGGAUACUGAGAAAGUGCCAAUGCAGCCCGUGGUGGUGGAGAAGGCUCUCAAAGCAAGCCCUGCCAUGCGAAAGCUAGAUGCUGUUAAAGUGGAAUGGAUGCAUAAAUGGGAUGAAGAAUGGGUGGCUGCGAGGAGUUGA